AUGAAUAAACAAGUAGAAUCUUAAGAGGGAUUAGGAUACCAUUUGCAAGGAUGUGUUCUUCGUGCUUGUCCGUGCAAUCGUAUGUGCAAUGAUGUGUCUUCUCGUCAGGUAAGUGUGUGUGUGUGUGUGUGUGUGUGUGUGUGUGUGUGAUUUACAUCCAUCCAUGAUCCAUCCAUUUGUCAUGUGUAAACUGUGCUAUAUACCAUUUGUUUGGAGUGAUUCCAUCAGGUAGAAGUAGCCGGGCGGAGGUCGAGCGAGCAUGGACGACUCCAGCAUGUUUAUCCAGUGGGCAAUGGAGACGCUGGAGCAGGAAAAGGACGCGGCCGGCGCCGGAGAUGUCUUCCCGUCGUCACUCCUAGAGCUCGACUCGUCACGCCUAGAGCUCAGCCACUCGGCGGGCCUGCAGAACGGGAUGGACAUGGCUGCCCACCGAUACGGAGCCACGGAUAGCUGGAGCUCGGGCGACAGCGGCGCCGCGGUGGUCGUGGAGAACGACGGCUGGUCGUCCAACUGCAGCACCAACUACCCGGCCGCUAGCUGGAACUUCACCUCGGCCAUACCGCAGCCAGCCAGCAUUAUCAAGACCACCCCGAGCCCGUCCGCCGCUCCCAGCCACGUCGUGCCGGAGCUGGAGCACAGGUCGCCGCCGUCGAGGAAAUCCUCAGGCGCCAGUAGAGGGACGGUGCCGACCGUGCAGGAACACGUCAUGGCGGAGCGGAAGCGCCGGGAGAAGAUCAACCGGCGCUUCAUCGAGCUCUCCACCGUCAUCCCAGGCCUCAAGAAGAUGGAUAAGGCGACCAUCCUGUCCGACGCCGUGAGGUACGUCAAGGAGCAGCAGGAGAAGCUCAAGGCAUUCGAGGACCGCGACGUGAGGAGUAUCGACUCGGUGGUGCUCGUCAAGAGGCCGUGCAUCUCUGGCGUCGAUGAUGGUUGCCCAUCACCGCCGUCAGGAGCAACCAGAGGAGGGCUGCAAACCGCAAGGAUCUCGCUGCCGGAGAUCGAGGCGACGCUCUCUGAGAUCAAUGUCAUGGUAAGGAUCCACUGCGAGGACGGCAAGGGGGUCCUUGUCACGUUGUUAGCUGAGGUCGAGGGGCUCCACCUUACCAUCACGCACACCAACGUUGUAUCUUUCCCGGCUUCCACUCUCAUCGUAAACCUCAUUGCUAAGCUAGAUGAGGGUUUCACCGUCACGGCGGACGACAUUAUACGGAAGCUGGACUCUGCCUUGCGUCGACAUCACAAUGGCAAAUGAUAGUGUCGGGAGAGCAUAAAUAAAACGAGGCCCCCAUAGCUCAACAAAAGUCCCGGUGGCGUUUGUCCGUCCGUAAAGAAAAAGUCCAAUGAGAACCUCGGCCACAUUGUGCAGUGGCGGGACAUGGACUGGCUAGGCGGCAUGUUGGAUUUUGUUUUUGUUUCGCUUGUGGACAUAUCGUGUGCUAUUUGUCCCAAAAGACCCCUUGUUUAUUCUCCUCGUAUUUGGAUGACUUGUAUGGACCGUGGAAUAUUGUUGGAAACGUUCCAACUCUCAAUACAUGAGAUCCCGUGUAUAUAUAUUGAUUGUGAACGAGAGACGUGUUGUGGCGUUA
Molecule: messenger RNA, 1586 nt
Organism: Hordeum vulgare subsp. vulgare (domesticated barley)
Lineage: Eukaryota; Viridiplantae; Streptophyta; Magnoliopsida; Poales; Poaceae
Product: transcription factor bHLH18-like
Exons: 3
Coding region: 260-1252 (330 amino acids)
Molecular function (GO): protein dimerization activity
Source: RefSeq, a predicted model, not a curated record